Mya arenaria is the source of this 2157-nucleotide messenger RNA. RefSeq lists its product as uncharacterized. Lineage: Eukaryota; Metazoa; Mollusca; Bivalvia; Myida; Myidae. The coding region runs from base 48 to 1235 and encodes 395 amino acids. Gene Ontology annotation, molecular function: D-cysteine desulfhydrase activity. The transcript is spliced from 8 exons. The record is from RefSeq and is a predicted model, not a curated record.
AUAGCGCGUACUGUAUAUGUAAACAAACAGUUGUCAGAUUUUGACAGAUGAGACCAAAGUCUAACUCGGUACUUCAAAACAUUGUCAAGUGUGGCAAUUUGUUUAAAAAGAAUGUAGACAGUAGAAAAUAUUCCACAAUGCACAGUGUACACGAAUACAUUGCUCCGGAGUGGGCACGACAGUUGAAAAAUAUACCCAAACAGAAAAUGCAGCUUGCAAACAUACCCACCCCAAUCCACGAAUGGCGACUCCCAGGAAUUCCGGAAAAUUUCCACGUCUCCAUCAAAAGGGACGACAUGACUGGCAGCACCCUCUCGGGCAACAAGGUCCGCAAGUUGGAGUUUUUAAUGGCCGACUGUCUGACUCAGGGCUGUAAGCACGUAAUCACGUGCGGUGGUCUGCAGUCCAACCACUGCCGCGCCGUUGCAACGUGUGCACGGGAACUUGGAUUACAACCCCAUCUAGUUCUUCGAACAGAUAUUGAGGACCCAAGCUCUGUGAGUUGCGAGGGCAAUCUACUCUUGGACAGACUGUGUGCGGCGAAGAUCUACCUCAGCCCUCGACAUUCACCAUAUCUUACACACCUGAAACCGCGCAUGGACAAACUUGCAGAAAACAUUGGGGCAGAGACCGGAGAGCGGUGUUAUAAGAUCCCUGUUGGUGGAUCCAACUCCCUUGGCCUGUGGGGCUACAUCAACAUGUUCUCCGAGCUAGUGACGCAGGGCGCGGUCGAGCAGUUUGAUGACCUCAUCUUCGCAACCGGGAGUGGAAGCACCGCUGGCGGGCUAGCGAUUGGCAACUACUUAACUGGCUCAAAACUUAGGAUACACGGGAUCUCGGUGAGUGAUGACGCCCGUUAUUUUCACGCGCAUUGCCAGGAGAUGCUGGACGCUGUGGGGCUGCACGUGCGAGCCGAAGAUAUUCUUGACGUCAUUGACGGACACAAGGGACUUGGCUACGGUAUCUCUACACAGGAAGAGCUCGACUACAUUUUGUCGGUAGCAAGCAGUACGGGAAUUAUGUUAGACCCGGUAUACACGGGGAAAGCGGCAAUAGGACUGCAACGGGAGCUGAAUAACAACCCAGACAUGUUUAAGGGGAACAGAAUACUUUUUGUACACACUGGUGGUGUGUUUGGACUCUACGAUGGCAGAAUCAACGAUACUUUAAAAGUGAAACGAAGCUCGACUGAUCAAAUAUUUGGGUGGAAAAACUUGGAGGAUUUCCCCUCAUAAACUCAACUUCGUCUAUCUAUUUGUGUUUUUGGUGUAAAUUACUAUUCAUGAGCACCACAACCUAUUCAUUGGCACCACAACGUUCAGAAAAUCGAGCAUAGUGCAGCAAGUAUAACAAAUAAAGUUCUAAAAUUUGUAACGCGGCAACCUUUUGUCAAUAAAAAAGUCACACACAUGUAAAAAUAAAGCUUAAACCUAAGGUACGAGAACAAUUCUCACAAAAAUCCAGAUUUUUACGUUGUCAACACUAACGUCUAGCAAGUUCUGCAAGUUCUAGACGAUCAGAUAUUAAAUUUUAUUCAAAACUUUUACAUUAAGAACAACUCAUGGCCAUUCCUAUGUGGAACUACAUUCUCCAUUUUUUAAUAUUUACUCGCAUAAACCUCUAAAAAUGAAAAAUAAGAAACCAUACUCACUGUUUACAUCCAUAUUCCACUCAUUGGCACUAUAACGGAAGACGCGUUGGAGCAUUUUCAACACAUAACAAAAUGUUAUGGCUCCAAUAAUCACCCGUCGUGUAUAAGUAAUUGUACCUCAAGUUUCAUAGUUAUGACCGAAAUAUGUCUUCAUUUAAGGCCCUUGAGCGAUUUAGAAAAAAAACAACACCGGAGGAGCGUUGGCAUGUGAAGGUGCUUUUGUUGUAAAUUCAUGCUCUUUGAGUUACAAACGCUUUUGUGUAUUUUUGCAUUUAAUGGCUUAUUUUUCAAACAUUUAUGAAAACAACGACGAUAAGUCAGAUAAUCAAUUUUACAAAAAGAUCCAAAUUACCAUACAAAGUUUACAUUGUGAACCUGAAACGUGAGAAGAUGCAUUUAGUAGCGCGCCUUUUUAAAGCAAAUGAAGUUGUCGAUUUUGUUUACCAAACAUCGGCAACACAAUCCGUUGCCUGAAGUUAUUUCAAUACCUAGGGACCGGGAAUUAG